AUGACAAACUCUUCACAGCCCAAGCGAAAAGGGGCGAGCCUACUUCACCGCAUUGUCAGCCCAUUCAGACCUAACACUCGCUAUCCCCCCAAGUAUCUUGACCUCACCGGCAAAACAGCUCUUGUCACAGGUACAACCAGCGGUCUUGGCCUCGAAGCAUGUCGACAGCUCCUCUCCCACGGCGUGUCCCAGCUCAUCAUGAGCGCACGAACCGAGAUAAAAGGAGAAGCAGUGGCUGCCGAACUUCGGUAUCAAUAUCCCCAGGCUGAUAUUCAGGUCUGGGUUCUGGAAAUGGAGGCAUAUGACUCUGUCAUUGCUUUCGCUGAGCAUGCGGCAGUUCAUCUGGAUCGUCUCGACAUGGUUAUCCUCAACGCUGGGACCCUCGAACCAGAGGCCUCGGUAUCUCCAUAUACAGACAAUGAAACGAUGUUCCAAGUCAACUAUCUUUCGACAGCCCUACUAGCCAAACUCCUUGUCCCUGUACUCAAGAUUAUCCCACCUGAAGGGGAACCAUCACGGUUGACAGUCAUCACUACUGGUUUCUACAACCCCCAUAAGGACAAGUUUUCGCUGCCAGAUUUUGAAGAUAUGUGUCGCACCGAAUUGUUGGAAGAUGGCUUUCGUGCCAAGAUGAAGCGAUUCCGCCAGUCCAAGCGGUUCCUGCAACCGUACCUGUCCAUGCUGGCCGCCGUCGUCAACCCUGACGAAGUAAUCAUCAAUCUCGUGACCACACAUAUGAUCAGAGACACUCAGCUCACUAAAAAGUCAAUGCACAAGGGAUGGUUUCGCAGAAAGCUCAGGGUCAUGCAUACACUUGUUGGCAGAACUCUGGAGACAGGCGCAGCAGCCUACAUCGAUGCGGUAGCUGUUAAGGGCAAAGAAUCGCACGGCGAAACUCUUUCCCUCUGCCGCUCCAUACCCAGCACUAUGGGUUGCUGCAAACCCCCUGAAUGGCAAGACUUUGAGAGGCAUCUUUGGGAUAUGACUGAGCUUGAGUUCCACUCACUUUUUGUAGACUCGCAGACGCUGGGGGCAAAAAUCUACAAUGCUAGUAUGGUUGAAGAUUGGCGUAAAUUGCUUCAGACAUGA
Molecule: messenger RNA, 1089 nt
Organism: Fusarium pseudograminearum CS3096
Lineage: Eukaryota; Fungi; Ascomycota; Sordariomycetes; Hypocreales; Nectriaceae
Exons: 2
Coding region: 1-1089 (362 amino acids)
Source: RefSeq, a predicted model, not a curated record